AUGUCUCGAUCCGGCCGACGAGGCCCAUGGCUACCAGAGGAAGAUGCUGCUCUGUUGCAUCUUGUCAGAACCCAGGGACCGAACAACUGGGUUCGUAUCUCUGAACACAUGCAACACCGAUCUCCCAAGCAGUGUCGAGAACGAUAUCACCAAAAUCUAAAGCCUUCUCUGAACCACGAUCCUAUUUCGGCAGAGGAGGGCGAAGUUAUUGAGCAACUGGUCCGCGACAUGGGAAAGCGAUGGGCCGAAAUCGCACGACGACUGGGCAACCGAAGCGACAAUGCGGUCAAGAAUUGGUGGAAUGGCAGCAUGAAUCGCCGAAAAAGAAACACAGGACCGCACGGUGCUGCUGCCAAAAUGGUGGGAUAUCGGUCGCAACCUAUCCUUGCAUCAGCUUCGUCCCUGCCAUUGAAGCAGCUCUAUCUCCCAGAGCAGCUAAGCCUACCACCAUUCUCAGUCUCAGACCCAUUUCACAGGCCUGAACUCAGUCCCUCAAGCACCCUAGGCAUGCGACCAGACCGUCGAUACGACCUGCUUCCGCGACCGGACGGGCGCCAGCUUUCCGUACAAACUGAUUGCAGAUCUCUUCUAUACCCGGCGUGUGAACAGCAGAUUCCAAGCCCUCUCCAGCCUCACUCGGCUUCUGCUCUGCCCAGUCCAGGAGGGAAACCACUCCUUGGGCUUCAUAACUGGUCUCCCAGUCGAUUAGAGUGCCAGUUGCCGCCGCUGAACUGGCCCGAAGCGCCUGUCCCAUCUCCGGCCGCGACAGAAGCCUCACAAGGGUCAUUUCCUCAACAAGCGCCAUCGCUGGUAUCAGACAACCAGUCGAACUGUUCUAUUUCGCCAAAGACGGUUACGUCUCCUCGUCCGGGCGGGACCGUGGGUAAAUUGCCGCCUUUAGACCUGUGGCCAGAGAUGCACCGCAGAAACAGCACAGGCAACUAUCCGGAUGCCGAGAUUGAUGGUUCUUGGAAAGGGCGAGCGCAACAAGAUUUGCCACCGUAUCGCUCAGCGGAAAGGGCAGAUUCGGUGAUUCCCGAAGUCACUAUUAUCGCGAGCUCGCCGCACCUACCAUCACGCCAGAAUGCUGCAAACCACCUGCCCAGCCUGAAUACGGCGGUGAGGUACAGCCCCGGCCCAUCCAGCGGCAAGCCGAACUCUCCCACUGAGAAGGACACUCGUAUGAACGUGGCACGGCUUCUUGAAUGA
This is a messenger RNA of Fonsecaea erecta, 1209 nucleotides long. RefSeq lists its product as hypothetical. The transcript has a single exon. Bases 1 to 1209 code for a protein of 402 amino acids. Gene Ontology annotation, biological process: positive regulation of transcription by RNA polymerase II; mitotic cell cycle. NCBI's taxonomy places the organism in Eukaryota, Fungi, Ascomycota, Eurotiomycetes, Chaetothyriales, Herpotrichiellaceae. Gene Ontology annotation, cellular component: nucleus. Gene Ontology annotation, molecular function: RNA polymerase II cis-regulatory region sequence-specific DNA binding; DNA-binding transcription factor activity, RNA polymerase II-specific. The record is from RefSeq and is a predicted model, not a curated record.